AUGCGUUACCAUGCUGCCUGGGCUUGUCUAGCAUGGCUGCUCCUCAGUCUGACCCAAGUUGCUCACUCGGCCAAAGUUGACAACGUUCUAUCGCACGCACGCGAGAGAAUCUGGUUGUGGGAGAUGUACAAUAUCUUCUGCGACAUCGAGGGGGCCGACAACCAGAAAAUGAUCUUGGCCCAAAACAAGAAAGCCAAAUGGGAUAGCAAAAAGCACAUGUCGUUCGAAAACACGGCAGACGGUAGAUUGACAUAUGCCGAAUUCCAAGCCGAUCUGGAGAAGAAGUUGACUCCUCUCGGCAUUGACAAAACUCUUGUGGCUCCCGGCGGCGAUGGCUUCAAGCAGCCUACCGUUGCCGAGGCCGUCGACAAGCUGAAGAACAAGGGCUGGGCCAUGCCUAUGGAUGUUUCUCAAGUCACGAGCGGCGCAUCCAACGACUACAACGAGCUCAUAGGCCGUGUAAACAAGAAGUUUCAAGCCUAUUAUAACACGCUAGGCAAUGACGACAAGUGGAAAAGAAAGCUUAUCGAGACCAACCAGCGUACAACUAAGCUAUCCGAGGACAUCGUCUCUCUCCGCCAGCAGGAGGCUGACGAGUGGGUGCUGAAGCAGAUGACUCGAGAUGUUGACCCAGCCGAUACUGCGGAAAACAAGAAGGCUUACGGACUUGGCUUGAAUCGCAACGAUCUGGUCAUUGACAAUCCCACAUCUUCUGUAGACGGAGCGACUUCCUGGGAAAGGGUCAACUUCGGAGAGUCUUUCAUGGGCAUGACAGAGGCGCAGUCAAAAGCGUUCGAGGCACAGUUGGCCAAGGCUGGCGUCAAGGGCGGCGUGACUGGCCUUGUCAAAUGGGCCGACAAUCUGGGGAACCAGAACUUUGCAAAUUUUGGCCCUGGGUACUCCGAUCAGAACGAGUCUCAUUUUCAAGUCCAUGAGACCUGGAAGAGUACGUAUAACAGUGCUGUGAAGAGACUGGGCGGUUUGUCUGCAUCUUGUUCGAGAUAG
Molecule: messenger RNA, 1005 nt
Organism: Fusarium sp. VM40
Lineage: Eukaryota; Fungi; Ascomycota; Sordariomycetes; Hypocreales; Nectriaceae
Source: the annotation of a GenBank genome assembly